CUUCUUCGCGCGCAUGUCGGGGCCCGCGUGUUUCCGUUCAGCUGCUGACCACUACUUACUGACGCUGAUGAGUCCUCUCGCUCAACUCCAUCCUCUUCGCCUCCGCGUCGACGUGAAGUGAGUCUUCACUCUUGUGCUACCUUCGCGGUGCUGUGCUGUGUACGAGCGCAGUGUGCAUCGGCGAGCGACAAUUCGCCGCAUCUCAUCCCAGGGACCUGGACUGGACGAUCCAUCGAUCCAUCCCUGCUGUACGCCUCACCUCGAAACAACUCGCCCGUCCCCAUUGACCAACUUCUGCCCGUCGCCGCCGACCGAUCUCCAAAGCAACGCGCCGCCGUCACUGCUACCGCCCUGCAGCGCCUCCACUGGGUCCACCGCGCCGUGCUCCCUCGCCCCUCCCCCUUCCGCGCAGCUAGCAUUCCGCGCCUCCCACGCAUGCUCAGGCCGUGUGGAAGUUAGCCUUCGUGCCGGAACACUCACCUUCGCGUCGGGCGUCCCCCGCUACCAUCGCACCGUACACACGAACGUCCCCGAGCCGCAUGACCAUUGCCAUUGCCUGCCAUCUGGCACCACCACGGCCCCUCGCGCGGUGAAGCGAGGUGCUACCACCAGCCCGCCAUGGCCAUCGAUUUCGAUACCGCCGCCCAGCAGACGCCCUCUGCCCAACGCGCCGAGGAGCAUGGCACGCAGACAUCGCAGCCCCUCAACCGUAUGCGAUGGGCAACAGUGCGAAAGCCCGGGCGGAAGGGCACGCUGAAGCGUCGGAGCAUCUUCUCGCGCAACGCGGCCAGGCUGAGCGGCAGCCACCGGAAUAGGGAGUCCACUGCGACCACGACUGAUGGCGAUUUUAAGGCCGAUGCUGCAGCCAGUGAGGCGCCGCCCGAAGGCCAGACGGCACGCACCAUCUAUGUGAACCAGCCCCUGCCGGAUAGCGCACGAGACGAUGAGGGAAGGCCGCUGCAGAACUUCAAGCGCAACAAGAUUCGGACUGCCAAAUACACGCCCAUAUCCUUCAUUCCGAAGAACUUGUGGUUUCAGCUACACAAUAUCGCCAAUGUCUAUUUCAUCUUCAUCGUCGUGCUGGGCAUCUUCUCCAUCUUUGGCGUGGAGAACCCUGGCCUGGCCGCUGUGCCCAUCAUUGUCAUUCUUACCAUUACAGCGAUCAAGGAUGGCAUCGAAGACUGGCGAAGGACGGUGUUGGACAACGAAUUGAAUAACGCGCCGGUGCACCGGUUGGUGGACUGGGACAACGUGAAUGUGUCUGAAGAAAAGAUCAGCUUAUGGCGAAGGUUUAAGAAGGCUAACACCCGAGCCAUUCUGUUUCUCUGGAAAUGGUGGAAGGGCCGGAAGGAAGCGGCCGCUGCGAAAAAGGGCAAGACGCAGGACGCCAGAUUGGACAACAAGCUCGACAACGAUGAACGGCGCAUGAGCGCUUUGACACAGCGUCUGGAUAGUAUAGACGGCUACGGGAACGAACACGGAGAUGGCGACGUCGAAAUGACACCUGUGCCUUCUCCAACCCCGGGACAGCAUCCGCCGAGCUAUGGGAAUGUCGAGGACUCGGGGCAUGCCAGAGGAAAUGCAAAGGAUACACUGGCUGUGCCUAAAGUUGGCGACGACGGCAAACUAGAACAAGUGCCAAUCGCAAAGAAAUUCCACGGCAGUCUGAUCAACCCGAAUCGGCCACGUCCGGAGAAAGCACGUUUCAAGAAGGAUUACUGGAAAAAUGUGAGAGUUGGCGACUUCGUACGUCUGUACAACGAUGAGGAGAUUCCUUCGGACAUUAUCGUUCUAGCGACCAGCGAUGCGGACGGAGCUUGUUACAUCGAAACCAAGAAUUUAGAUGGCGAAACAAAUCUCAAGGUCCGGACUGCGCUGUACUCAGGUCGAGAUAUCAAAAGAGCACGAGAUUGCGAGCAGGCCGACUUCGUCGUCGAAAGCGAGCCUCCGCAUGCCAAUCUGUAUGCGUACUCCGGAGUUGUCAGGUGGAAUCAAUAUGACAGGAAAAAUCCUCAAGCAGAGCCAAAGGAGAUGGCAGAACCCGUAGGAAUCAACAAUCUUCUCCUGCGCGGCUGCACUGUUCGCAACACGGAGUGGGUCCUUGGCGUGGUCGCGUUCACUGGCGAGGACACAAAGAUCAUGCUCAACUCUGGUAUCACACCUUCAAAACGGCCAAAGAUCAUGCGUGAUCUGAAUUGGAACGUGUUGUACAACUUCGUCAUUCUCUUCGUAAUGUGUCUUGUUGCAGCCAUCGCCAAUGGUGUUGCUUGGGGCAAAACGAACAGCUCACUGGCCUAUUUCGACUUUGGUGGCUAUGGUAGUACAGCAGCUCUUACGGGAUUCAUCAACUUCUGGGCGGCAGUCAUCCUCUUCCAGAACUUGGUGCCUAUCUCGCUGUACAUCUCUCUGGAAAUCGUUCGAUCCGUGCAGGCGUUCUUCAUCUACUCCGACACCUUCAUGUACUACGAAAAGCUGGACUAUCCGUGCACACCCAAAUCCUGGAACAUAUCGGACGAUCUUGGCCAGAUCGAAUACAUUUUCUCAGACAAGACCGGCACGCUCACCCAAAAUGUCAUGGAGUUCAAGAAAUGCACGGUCAACGGCGUGCCAUACGGUGAGGCUUAUACAGAAGCGCUCGCUGGUAUGCAGAAACGGCAGGGUAUCAACGUCGAAGAAGUUGGGCAACAGGAGAGGCAACGAAUCGCUGAGGAUCGCGUUAAGAUGCUGGGACUCAUCCGCAAGCUGCACGACAACCCCUAUCUGCGAGACGAUGACUUGACCUUUGUUGCGCCAGACUACAUUCAAGAUCUGGGGGGUGACAGCGGGCCCGUACAGAAGGCGGCGACUGAACAGUUCAUGCUUGCCCUCGCCCUUUGCCACAGUGUCAUCACCGAACGGACUCCCGGAGACCCACCUCGGAUAGAAUUCAAGGCGCAGAGUCCGGAUGAGGCUGCUCUCGUAGCUACUGCACGAGAUUGCGGCUAUACCGUGGUGGGCCGCUCCAACGACGGGAUCAUCCUCAAUAUCCUCGGCGAAGAACGCGAGUACACAGUUCUGAACAUUCUCGAAUUCAAUUCUACCAGGAAACGCAUGUCGGCGAUCAUUCGCAUGCCCAAUGGCAAGAUCAUCCUUUUCUGCAAGGGUGCUGAUAGUAUCAUCUAUUCUCGACUAGCAAAGGGUGAACAGGCCGAGCUUCGUAAGGCCACUGCCGAGCACCUCGAAAUGUUCGCCCGCGAAGGUCUUCGAACGCUGUGUAUCGCGCAAAGAGAUCUUGAUGAAGAUGAGUACCAGGAAUGGAAUCGCGACCACGAGCUCGCAGCGGCUGCUGUCCAAGAUCGAGAAACAAAGCUGGAAGAAGUUGCCGAUCGCAUUGAACGCGAGCUGACAUUGCUUGGCGGUACUGCCAUUGAAGACCGUCUCCAAGAUGGCGUCCCCGACUCGAUCGCCCUCCUCGCCCAGGCGGGUAUCAAGCUGUGGGUCUUGACUGGCGACAAGGUCGAGACGGCGAUCAACAUCGGGUUCUCCUGCAACUUACUUGACAACGACAUGGAUUUGAUCGUGUUGAAAGUAGAAGACGACAACUUCGCACAAGCCGAGGAAGAGCUCAACAAGCAUCUCGCUACCUUCGGCAAGACUGGUAGUGAUGAAGAGCUGAAGGCUGCAAAGAAGAAUCACGAGCCACCGGCUCCAACCCAUGCCUUGGUCAUUGACGGCGACACUCUCAAACUUGUGCUCGACGACCGGUUGCGACAGAAAUUCUUGCUGCUCUGCAAAGAGUGUAGAUCUGUGCUCUGCUGUCGUGUUUCUCCAUCGCAAAAGGCCGCCGUCGUUGGUUUGGUGAAGCAUACACUGGAAGUUAUGACGUUGUCUAUCGGUGAUGGUGCCAACGAUGUUGCCAUGAUCCAAGAGGCGGAUGUCGGUGUUGGUAUCGCCGGAGAAGAAGGUCGUCAAGCUGUAAUGAGUUCGGACUACGCUAUCGGCCAGUUCCGCUACUUGACACGACUGCUUCUCGUACACGGUCGUUGGGAUUACAGGCGUAUGGCCGAAUGUGUUGCCAACUUCUUCUACAAGAACAUCAUCUGGGUCUUUGCCCUCUUCUGGUUCCAAGUAUACACAAACUUCGAUUGUUCGUACGCAUUCGACUACUCGUACAUCCUGCUGUACAAUUUGGCGUUCACGUCCCUGCCAAUCAUCUUCCAGGGUAUCCUCGAUCAAGACGUGGACGACAAGGUCUCACUGGCUGUUCCUCAGCUGUAUCGCCGCGGCAUCGAACAAAAGGAGUGGACGCAGACGAAGUUCUGGGUCUACAUGAUCGAUGGACUGUACCAGUCCGUGAUCUGCUUCUACUUCACCUACUUGUUAUUUGCUCCCGCGACCUUCGCUACCGAGUCCGGACGUGGUGUGAACGACUACAAGAGAAUGGGAGUUUACAUUGCGAAUCCUAUCGUCGUCAUCGUCAACGUGUACAUCCUCAUCAACACAUACCGCUGGGACUGGUUCAUGUGCCUCAUAACAGCUAUUUCCAUCUUGUUGAUCUGGUUCUGGACGGGCGUCUACACGUCUUUCACGGCUGGCUUUACCUUUUAUGAGGCAGCACCACAGGUCUACGGAGCGCUGUCUUAUUGGGCUGUCGCCCUGUUGACGGUGAUCCUGGCUUUGUUGCCCCGCUUCGCUGCUAAGUCGUUCCAGAAAAUGUAUAUGCCGUACGAUAUCGACAUUGUUCGAGAGCAAGUGCGACAGGGCAAAUUUGACUAUCUCAAGAAUGUUGAGCCAGAGAAGUUGACGGCGGGCGGCGCGAUGGGCGCUACGGGAAAGCUUGCAGCAGGCAGCACUUCAAGCAGUGAGCUUAGCAACGGCCAAAGGCAAGAAAAGAUCGGUCAUCGGCGCAACGGAUCUCCAAAUGCUGGAAGGCCGACGAUGGACGAAGACAUGCGGCCGAUAUAUCCUCCAUCAGAGGCCGGAACUAAAAAUCCUCGAAGUCAUAACGGGAGCGACGGAACUGAUUACACCGGUCAUUCUGGGCGGCCGAGCGUGGAUCCAUUUGCAUCGCAUUAUCCUCCUGCUUACCCAGGAUCCGGACCUGGCGCAAUGGGACCCAACGCGACGUACACCACAAGUCACGCGAAUGGCAACGGUGCGCCGGCCUUGGCUCCUAGCGGUCUGAGCAUGAUCCAGACUGCAGCGAGUUCAAAUUAUGACACGCCUUCUCAGACGCCCGGCGGUGUGACACCGACAUGGACCAGAACCGAGUAUUUUGGUCCCGAUGGCGUUACGAGACACAGCGUGGACAGGGCACGACCGUCCUUCGACAGAUUGAGAUCGAGCAUGGACAGAACAAGGCCAUCGUUCGAAGCAAGCAACGACUUCACGAGUGCUGCGUACCUCACACGAGUGGAAUCAAGUCACAGCACAGGGACAAAGACUCACAAAAGAGGAGAGAGUAAGAUGAGGCAGGACAUCAGUGGUGAUCUGCGAAACGAGCAAAGCUGAUGAGGUGCAUAAAUGGAAGUGGCAUGAAAUACACACGAAGAGACGGACGCCCAAACACCACGGUGGAGGAAGAAUGAAGCACCUCCGAUUCAAAGUUUCCUUGUAACGAUUGCGGAAGAUCUCACACGCGAGCCAUCUUUUGCAGACUAACUUGUACAUAAGACAAAACGCGUCGCAUCAUUCUUUUCGCGACGGGCAGGAUACGGGGGUUGAGUGAUACCACAGGAUGAUUCAAAGCAUGGCGUUCGAGGUGUUGCACAAUGGGUGGAGGCAUUGCAUCGAAAUUUUCUGCGAUUUCAAAUUAGACCUUUGGAUAGAGCAUUGAUCGAAACCUAUUAAGCAAUUAGCUGUUACUACCUAAAAGCGCAUUCUACAGCGAG
Messenger RNA from Cercospora beticola, 5870 nucleotides. RefSeq lists its product as uncharacterized. Gene Ontology annotation, molecular function: ATP hydrolysis activity; magnesium ion binding; ATP binding. Gene Ontology annotation, cellular component: trans-Golgi network; plasma membrane. Gene Ontology annotation, biological process: phospholipid translocation. The record is from RefSeq and is a predicted model, not a curated record. NCBI's taxonomy places the organism in Eukaryota, Fungi, Ascomycota, Dothideomycetes, Mycosphaerellales, Mycosphaerellaceae.